CAUGCGUAUUGACAGAUAGACGAGGAACAAAAACAUUACCAGUGCAGGGGCGGUUUCAAUCCACAGUACCCAUCCUAAUGGACAAGCCAUGUCAUCAACGUUAACAGCUCCACAGUCCAUGGUUAGAGUUCUGGAAAAUGAAUGGCUGAGUACGCAGCGUGCUAGCAGCCUUGUCGCGGCGGAACACAGCCAGUGCUGCCUGGUAGAGAAAGAUGAAUGAUUACGCGAUUAGCUAGGCUGACAAAAGUUGGAG
This is a messenger RNA of Geodia barretti, 253 nucleotides long. The record is from the annotation of a GenBank genome assembly. NCBI's taxonomy places the organism in Eukaryota, Metazoa, Porifera, Demospongiae, Tetractinellida, Geodiidae.